GAAAUUAUCAUUUUGAGUGGUGAAGGGGUUCUAUAGUUUACUCAUAUACUUUGGUCGAUAUCUCAAACCAUAAAAAUGGGUAAAGAAAUAAGAUGGUUUUCGGUAUUUUUAUCCAUCUAUUUUCAAAUUAUCUUUUUGUUCAUUUCCAAAUCAGUAAACGCUCAGUGGGGAAUAUACUGCCCAAACGACACCAUGUUCGCAAACAAUAGUCAAUAUCAAGCCAAUCUCAACACCGUCUUCCGUUACCUCUCCUCAAACGCUACCGACCCCACCGGCUACCAUCAAGCGGUUUCCGGCCACGACAACCCAAAUAGCGAGGCCGUCUAUGGCCACUUCCUCUGCCAGGGAGACAUAAACGCCAGUUCAUGCCAUGAUUGCGUCACCGCUGCCACCACCACCGACCUACCUAAGAAAUAUUGUCCCAACGGAAAAGUUGCCAUGAUAUACUACGAUACAUGUAUGGUAAGGUACUCAAACCAAUCAUUUUUUGGUAAAAUGGACGGGUGGCCAGCGUGGCCUAUGUCGAACCAGAAUAAUGUAACUUGGAACAUGACCCGUUUUAAGGAACUAUUGUACAAUAUGAUGUACAAUGAGAUUGCUAAACGUGCUCCAAAUGGGUUGCAUAAGAAAUUUGCAACUGAUAUUGCAAAUAAUACAAUCUUCCAAACAAUAUAUGGGUUGGGUCAGUGUACACCGGAUUUGACCCCUAGUGAUUGUAAUAUAUGCUUGGAGAAUGGUAUUGCGAAGUUGGAGUUGGCUCAGGGUUCACGAUAUUGGCAGGCUAGUUGUGUUGUACGCUACGAGAUAUAUCCUUUUUUUGAUUUAUCAACGCUCCCGCCAACACCUCAACCGUUGCCACCGCCUCCGCCGUUGCCACCACCUCCACAACAGUCUCCCACCAGUAAUUCUAUCUACUCUGGAGGGAAAACAAUCUCAACGAAGGUGAUUGUCGCCGUCGUCGUCCCCUCAUUGGCCGUCUUAGUGGCAUUAGUCGUUGUAAGCAUUUGUUGCCCGAAAUACAAGACAAAUAAGGAGUAUGACAUCGCAAAAUAUGGUGAUGAUUUGCCAACCGUUGAGUCUCUGCAAUAUGAUCUAGCAACGCUUCAGUCUGCAACAAAUAACUUCUCAGAUGAAAAUAAAUUGGGUGAAGGUGGAUUUGGUAGUGUUUAUAAGGGUACACUAUCAAACGGGCAAGAGAUAGCAGUCAAGAGGUUGUCUAAGAACUCUACUCAAGGAGUACAAGAAUUCAAAAAUGAGGUCUUAGUAGUAGCCAAACUUCAACACCGGAAUUUAGUGAAGCUAUUGGGAUUUUGUAUUGAAGGGAAAGAAAAGUUACUGGUGUAUGAAUAUUUGCCCAACAAGAGCCUUGACUGUUUUCUUUUUGAUCUUGAAAAUGAAGGAAUACUUGACUGGGGUACGCGUUACAAAAUUAUAAGAGGCAUAGCUCGGGGAAUGCUUUAUCUCCAUCACGAUUCUCAACUAAAAAUUAUACAUCGAGAUCUUAAGGCAAGUAAUGUCUUGUUGGAUGCCGACAUGAAUGCCAAAGUUUCAGAUUUUGGCAUGGCAAGGAUUUUUGUUGUGGAUCAAACCCAAGACAACACCAACAGGGUUGUUGGAACACAUGGCUAUAUGGCUCCAGAGUAUGCAAUGCACGGACAAAUCUCUAACAAAUCCGAUGUAUAUAGUUUUGGCGUCUUAGUGUUGGAAAUAAUUAGUGGCAAGAAGAUUACUUCAUUUUAUCUAUCAGGCGAAGAACAAGACCUAAUAAGCUAUGCAUGGAGACAAUGGAGAGAUGGCUUGUCUACGGUAUUUGUUGAUCCAACCAUAAGAGAUUCGUGCUCAAUGGACGAAGUAAUGAGAUGCAUGCAUCUAGGAUUGCUAUGUGUUCAAGAAUCUGCAGAUGAUAGACCGACUAUGGCAACAGUAGUCCUUACUCUAGACAGUUAUUCGAUUACUCUUCCGGUGCCUGAAGUACCAAGUUUCUUCACUAAGAGUAGUGUUUCGAAUAAGGAGAUUGGUUAUGAUCAAUCAUCAGGCAAAUCAGCACCGUGGUCGGCAAAUGACGACUCAAUCACUGAAUUUGAACCUAGAUAGAUAAAAAUAUAUAUCUUUAACGACAACCUAAUCCUCGGGCAAUGCCUGUGAUGAUAUUGUAGCGUGUAGGCCAGUCCAGUUCUCCUUGUUUUCUAGAAUCCGAGGCACAUAUAAUAAUAAGUUACGUAGUACUACCUCCGUUUUAAAAUGAUCUUUAUACUUUUCGUUUUAGUCCAUUUCAUGCACUCCCAGAAUUUGUAUCUUUAAUGA
Messenger RNA from Spinacia oleracea (spinach), 2304 nucleotides. Its product is annotated as cysteine-rich receptor-like protein kinase 6. Bases 76 to 2094 code for a protein of 672 amino acids. Gene Ontology annotation, cellular component: plasma membrane. The record is from RefSeq and is a predicted model, not a curated record. Lineage: Eukaryota; Viridiplantae; Streptophyta; Magnoliopsida; Caryophyllales; Amaranthaceae. The transcript is spliced from 7 exons. Gene Ontology annotation, biological process: defense response to bacterium; protein phosphorylation. Gene Ontology annotation, molecular function: ATP binding; protein serine/threonine kinase activity.